Molecule: messenger RNA, 289 nt
Organism: Staurois parvus
Lineage: Eukaryota; Metazoa; Chordata; Amphibia; Anura; Ranidae
Source: the annotation of a GenBank genome assembly
CCGAGUCGUCUGGCAUUGGAUCGUCUGGCUCGACAGCGGGCAUCGGGUCACCAGGUAUGACAGCGGGCACUGGGUCACCAGGCAUCAGGUCAUUUGGCUCGCCAGCGGGCACCGCGUCAAUUGGCACGACAGCGGGCACCGGAUCAGGUACCGGAUCAUCUGGAUCAACAGCGGGCAUCGAGUCAACUGGCCUAAUAGGAUCAUCAGGCUGGAUCAGCUGAGUAGAGGCAUCAGGCUGAAGAGAGGCAUCAGGCUGAAGAGAGGCAUCAGGCUGAACCACGGAAGGCAG